CUCAGGGAUCUUAGGUAACAUCGGGUGCUGCAAUGGCAAGUGCACCUGGACCAAAGAACAUGAUCAAAGACAAACACUUUGUGGACCAUCACCGGACGGCCCUGAUCGACAGAGUGACCCAGGUGGAACCCAUCUUGGAUAGACUCCUGGAGAGGGGAAUCAUCACCACAAACACCUACAGUGAAGUGAGGGCUGGAAAAAAAAAACAGAAAAGGAUGAGGGAGCUCUUCAAUGGCCCUGUGAAAGCAUGUGGGCCCGAAGGCAAAGAUAUAUUCUUAGAUAUCCUGAUGGAUCUGGAGCCAUGGCUAAUCAGUGACCUGAAGGGGGAAUAAUGGGGAAAGGGGCCAUUUGAGAUUUUUUUUUAAGGCAAGGGAGAAAAAAUGUGAUGAUAAUAAUUUACUCUGUUUUACAGUAUAUUCUUAAAUUGGAAAAAUUAAUUGGCUCCUAAGUUUGCAAUAAAUGAAAAAAAUAUAUAUGUUUACCGCAGUUUAGUGAAUACAGGCUACCAUCCACAUUUGGCUGUCUGUAGAUGCAGAUGCGAUAAUACCGCGUUCACGUGAUAGUCUGAACUAGGAAACUGCCUUUUCCGAAAUGCAGUUCUAAGGAAUUCUGACUGUGUCUUUUUUAUUUUUGGGAGGACACAUCAUCCAUUUAAAAAAUGUAGGCUACUUGCACAAAAUGUUAUGUUUGUAGG
Coregonus clupeaformis (lake whitefish) is the source of this 694-nucleotide messenger RNA. Its product is annotated as apoptosis-associated speck-like protein containing a CARD. The record is from RefSeq and is a predicted model, not a curated record. The transcript is spliced from 2 exons. The coding region runs from base 33 to 332 and encodes 99 amino acids. NCBI's taxonomy places the organism in Eukaryota, Metazoa, Chordata, Actinopteri, Salmoniformes, Salmonidae. Gene Ontology annotation, biological process: inflammatory response; innate immune response; regulation of apoptotic process.